Molecule: messenger RNA, 1044 nt
Organism: Ochotona curzoniae (black-lipped pika)
Lineage: Eukaryota; Metazoa; Chordata; Mammalia; Lagomorpha; Ochotonidae
Product: casein kinase I-like
Exons: 1
Coding region: 1-1044 (347 amino acids)
Biological process (GO): signal transduction; peptidyl-serine phosphorylation; negative regulation of canonical Wnt signaling pathway
Cellular component (GO): cytoplasm; nucleus
Molecular function (GO): protein serine/threonine kinase activity; ATP binding
Source: RefSeq, a predicted model, not a curated record
AUGGCGAACAUCAUCAGCCACAAGAGCCAAUUUGUGGUGGGAGGCAAGUACAAACUGCUGAGGAAGAUCGGGUCAGGAGGCUUUGGGGAGAUUUACCUUGCGAUUAACAUCACCGACGGCAGGCAGCUGGCCGUGAAGUUAGAAUCGCAGACUGCCAACAGUCCAAAACUGCUGGAAGAGAGCAAACUGUACACAAUUCUUCAGGGUGGGGUUGGCAUCCCUCGCAUCAAGUGGCAGGGCCAGGAAAACGGCCAUAAUCUGCUAGUCAUGGAUCUUCUUGGGCCCAGCCUCGAAGACCUCUUCAAUAUGUGUUCUCGAAAGUUUACGCUGAAAACCGUGCUUAUGUUGGCAGACCAGAUGAUCAGUAGAAUUGAAUAUGUGCACAAGAAGAAUAUCAUACAUGGGGACAUUAAGCCGAGUAACUUUCUAAUGGGCACUGGCUGUCACUGUGAAGCAUGUUUGGAGAAUCCAGGGAGAAAGAGGAAGAGAAGCAGGACUGUCAGCACGACUCAGGAUGACAAGGAUAUAUCCUUGUCAGUAGAAGACCAGCUCUUCCUUAUUGAUUUUGGUCUAGCCAAAAUGUACAGAAAUGAUGAAACAAACGAACACAUCCCUUACAGCGAAGAUAGAGCCUUUAUUGGCACAGCCCGCUAUGCAAGUAUCAAUGCACAUCUUGGAAUUGAGCAGAGUCGCCGAGAUGACAUGGAGUCUAUAGGCUAUGUUUUGAUGUAUUUUAAUAGAGGCAACCUGCCCUGGCAACUACUGACGGUGACACAGAUUAAACAAAGCCUUGACAAGAUUCGUGAAAAGAAGAUGGCCACGCCUGUUGAAGUUCUGUGUCAGGGGUUUCCUGAUGAGUUCGCCACCUAUUUGAACUACUGUCGUGCGCUGCAGUUUGAGGAAGCCCCCGAUUACACCUAUCUGAGGCAACUCUUCCGCAAGCUCUUUACAACUAUGGACUAUAAAUAUGACUACACCUUUGAUUGGAAUCUGUUAACGAAGAGUGAAGCAAAGCAGGCAGCAUCUUCCAGCGCCAGGUUCUAG